Messenger RNA from Ostrea edulis (European flat oyster), 2968 nucleotides. RefSeq lists its product as uncharacterized. The transcript is spliced from 2 exons. The record is from RefSeq and is a predicted model, not a curated record. Lineage: Eukaryota; Metazoa; Mollusca; Bivalvia; Ostreida; Ostreidae. The coding region runs from base 1288 to 2598 and encodes 436 amino acids.
UUCAUGAAACGAACAAUUUAUAGAUACCCUGGAUUUCAAAUUGUAGCGUAAAGGACAAUCAGCAUCAUUCUUUACGAAAGAGCUUAUAACCCUGAAGGAGUAGGUGUGAAUGCUACGCAAGUUUGAAUGCGAUGUAAUUAAUAUUUUUAUUUUUUUUUUACCAACUAUUGAUCAGUCAAAUUGCAAUACAAUUAUAACCCUGUCAAACAACGUAAUGGGAUUAUAAAGUUGUAUUUCAAAUUGAUUUUUCGUCUCGAUGAGGAAAUAUGAAUAAAAAACCUUUCAGCCAAAUAAGAAAUGUCUCAAAUGAAUAAACACCCACUGCAGUAAUGAUUUGGCUGAAUGUAAACAAUUCUAGACAUAUUUGAAAAGAAUGGUAGGAAGGUCGCAUUUUGACAUCUUCCCAUCUCCAACCACGAAGAACAUUUUCUUUCGCUAAAAACUACGGUAUUAACUUUUUCAAAUUUUUCUAACCGAUUUAUUGACUUGUUCCAAAUGUUCAAAAACACAAAACCGAUAUUGCUGCGUCUUGUCUGUGUCAUAUUUAGUAUGCCAAGAGACAUACAUAGCAUACAUGUCUCAGGUAUGUCCUGAUAUCCACAUGCACAGCAAGACCGGCUUUAGAAUGAGUAGGUCUAUUUGAGAGUUCGAGUAGUUCUGUUUGAAAUAAUUCUUUGAAUAGCGGCCUGUCGUCCUUCUUGCGGAAAGUCGUUGAUUCCCCCACACAGUGCUUAAUCGGCGCUUAGAAGCUUUUUCUUUCUACCAAUUCGGUGCGAUAUAUUGGUCCUAAACAUCAAAUAUCGGGCAACAGGAGGGAAUAUUUUGACGAGAUAAAACACUGCUUGAUCCCUCCUUGACAAAAGAGGUCUCACGAGAAGACAAUGUUAUCUACAAGAGGCGCGUGACUAUGCCUAUUGUGGCCACAUAUGUUUUCCUAAUCCAGCUUUAAUUCCGUAUAUGUAUUUGAGAUUCGCCACUACGAUAGAGGCGCCUUUUAAUACAAUCAACAAAAACCUGCAUUUAAAUCUUUGAAAACCGUUCGUGUACGACAAACCCUAGUAAUUAAAUUAACGGGAUAUAUUCAAUCCGUACACUCCAUGGAUUGUAAUGUUGGGAUUUGUGUAACCUCUCGUGAGAUUUAACAAGAUAUAUUUUGAAUAUAUCUCUGUACACCAAGAAGUCUAGUGUUUCAAAUAUCAUCUCCGACGUGAGGUCUAGGAAUGAUAGAACGAUGAUUUGAUGUAGGGAUUUAUUUUACAAUCCGGUGGAAGUACCCCAAAGUAAGAGAUGUUACGAGUGUGUACUCCGGUCACCGUACACAGUCAGUGUCAAGGACGCAUGCGCAGUCCUAUACGUUCGGGUGUAGUCAAUGAUCUCCGGCAGCACAUCAUUGAAUUGGUAAAAGAACAGACAGAAGAAAACCUCGAUAUGAAUAUAGAAGAAUCCGCUAUCAUUUAUCAAAUAAAAAAGAAAGGAGGAGUUGCUCCCAUUGAGCCGAUAAAGACAAAGGAAGACAAACAAAACGAUAAAGUGAAAAGAAUUCAUUUGAAAAUGUUAAAAGAGUCACGUGGUAGAGGAGCACAUCAAUUUCCAGCGCUGGAUAUAGGGGAUAUUUCUCACAGGGAUGACGUCAUGCCACAGAGUGACCCAAGGACAGCUAGUGCUAAAACAGUCAGGUUCAGGAUGGAGGACACAAACGGUUACGUACCAGGAAACCAAAACCCCGGAUACGAAGUGCGUGGUAAUGCCAUUAAAUCUUCCUCCGGACUUCAUAAAUCUGUUCCAUUAAUAUUACGCAGAACUGAGGCAGCUCAAAGACAAGCUCAAAUUCACACUUCAUUACAAUUGUUUAAAAGACGUUUGAAAAUGAACAGCCAAAACAAUUAUUUAGCGCCAAACAGUACUGUUCGUGAAUCAGACUACAUCAUCCGGCGUGUGCCGCUUCAGCUGGAUGUUCAUGGUCGACCAAAUAUCACUCAUGGUGUUCCUUUAGCGCCAAGAAUAUCUGUAUCCUCCAAACUGCACGCCCGUCCGAGAACACCUAACUCUGUUCAGCAACGAGCGGUUUCCCCACGACCCCCGACAUCCUCCAACACAAGACCCUUAAGUGGAGGUCACAAGUCAUCAGCCUCCAUUGAAGAAAAGAAGGUCAGGUUUUCAUAUCGACUUCCGGAUAACAUAGGUAAAGAGUUGUUUCGAGAGGACUCCGAAAUCAUUCCUAGUGUCAAUACAUACGUUGUCGAACAAACUCAAGCAAAAUUCGGUGGAAAGUACAAAACGCAAGCAAUGUUGAACGAGCACAACCUAGGCGUCCACGAUGCACUGCACUCUGGUGACAAAGAGAGGGUCACGGUACGCGAGGAUUCUAAAGUCGACACUCGAAUCAUUCGAUGGGUCGAGGAAUCUACAAACAUAAACUUUACAAAAAGAAUCAAUCGAAUUCGAUCAGCUUCUACGGAACGCUUUUAUCGAUCUGAAUCGACUGAACGUUUAAAAACAGGAUCUGCUGACUCUAGACGAAGUCGAAAAUUUCUGGAAGACCCGACAAUUAAUAAUAAUAUAAUCAACAACGAAUCAAAAGUCAAAACCACAGAAUAACAUGUGUUUUAAACAGAUCAUCAGAACAAAAGUGGUGCUUUUCAUGAAAAAAAAAAUUUAACUGUGAUAUUCAUGGAUUCUGAUCAGCAACUGUCUCAGCAAUUUAAAAAAAAUCAAACUUUUUAUUUUCAUAUGGACUGUUUGAACUUCUAUACGGGUAUUUGUGCACAACUAUCUGGGUGAAAUGAUCACCUUGGUAUAAUUUGACAUCAAGGUCACUCUCCUUUUGUUGAAAAUUUAAAUGACGGAUACCGGUAAUGGCAAUCCUCUGUUAAUAUUAUAUGUCAUGUAAUGAUGUAAUUUUGCAAGCUUUAAAUGAGCUGAUACUUAUACAAACUAGCAAAACGAACAUAAAAUAUUUUCAAAACGA